Culex pipiens pallens (northern house mosquito) is the source of this 1010-nucleotide messenger RNA. Its product is annotated as caspase-like. The record is from RefSeq and is a predicted model, not a curated record. NCBI's taxonomy places the organism in Eukaryota, Metazoa, Arthropoda, Insecta, Diptera, Culicidae. Gene Ontology annotation, cellular component: cytoplasm. Gene Ontology annotation, biological process: apoptotic process; proteolysis. The transcript is spliced from 2 exons. The coding region runs from base 102 to 998 and encodes 298 amino acids.
UCGAUUUCUUUCUCCGCCGAGGUAGCGCGUUUGAACGUCGGAAAUUCAGUAUUGAAUUGAUUGAGGUGAAAAUCAGAUCGUAUUGAAGCAAGAAAGUCGCAAUGGACACUGACGGAUCCAAGAGUGCGGAUGAAUUGGAUGUUUUGGGAUUUGGGAACAAAUCAAACUCAUCUCGACCUGCCGCCAAAGAGAAGCCCGUCUCACGGCCUACUUUGGAGGAGUACUACGAUACGACGAAUGGACGCCGCGGCCAGGCGCUGGUGUUUAGCCACAUGAACUUUACGGCGAUGGCCAAGCGGAACGGAACGGACAAGGAUCGGGAUGACAUUUGCACCGCGUUGUACGAAUUGGACUUUAACGUGCACGUGUACGAAGAUUUGAGUCGGAAGGAGGUACUGGAGACGCUGAAGAAGUGGUCUCUAGAGGAUCACUCGGACAGCGACUGCCUGGUGGUGGUCGUAAUGUCUCACGGUGAAGAGGGAGUUCUGUACGCCAGGGACAGCAAGUACAAUGUGGACGCGCUGUGGAAGAACUUUGUCGGGAACGCCUGCCCUUCGUUGAUUGGUAAGCCCAAGAUGUUUUUCAUCCAAGCUUGUCGUGGAGAGGAGUUUGAUGAAGGAGUCACGCUCAAGACGGACGGACCCAAAGACAUGGUCGACUCAAAGAAGGAGCAAGUGUCGUACUCGAUUCCAGCGAUGGCGGAUCUUCUGGUGAUGUACUCCACGUACGAUGGGCACUACUCGUGGCGUAACCCAAAACAAGGCUCGUGGUUCAUUCAGUCGAUGUGCAGGGAGUUCAAGGAGAACGGGCGGGUUCGUGAUCUGUUGACGCUGUUGACCGGUGUGGCCCGGCGGACGGCCUUCGAGUAUCAAUCGUUCGUGCCCAACAAUGAGAAAAUGGACGCCAUGAAGCAGAUGCCUUGUCUAAUAUCGAUGUUGACAAAAACCUUUUACUUUACAAAGAAAACAAAAAGCAAAGUAGUGACUGCAAUAGAAUAAAGGAUAGAUAAG